Messenger RNA from Solanum pennellii, 1266 nucleotides. RefSeq lists its product as uncharacterized. The record is from RefSeq and is a predicted model, not a curated record. Bases 1 to 1266 code for a protein of 421 amino acids. The transcript is spliced from 5 exons. NCBI's taxonomy places the organism in Eukaryota, Viridiplantae, Streptophyta, Magnoliopsida, Solanales, Solanaceae.
AUGGUGAAAGAAGGCAUUGUGUUGGGCCAUCGCAUCUCCAAGAAGGAGAUAGAGGUUGAUCAAGCAAAAGUGGAAGUAAUAGAGAAGCUUUCUCCACCCAUCUCUGUCAAGGGUGUGAGAAGUGUUCUUGGGCAUGCUGCCUGUAUGAAGGUAUUUGGAGAGUUGAAAGAGAAGUUGGUGUUUUCACCCAUUAUUAUUUCACCAGAUUGGAGUGAGCCAUUUGAUGUGAUGUGUGAUGCGAAAGGGGUUGCACUUCGUGUUGUAUUGAGACAUAUAAGGGAUAAAAUCCUUCACCCCAUCUACUAUGCAAGUAAAGUCCUAAACGAAGCUCAAAAGAACUACACGGUAACUGAACAAGAAAUUCUUACAGUGGUAUUUGCGUUUGAGAAAUUUUGCUCUUAUUUGCUUGGCACGAGGUUCAUGGUGCAUACCAAUCAUUCUUCCUUGAGAUUGGAGGAUGAAUCUAUGCGUGAAUUAGGAGAAAAGUCUGAAAUUGAUGAUGCAUUCUCUGAUGAACAUCUAUUGGCCGCUUCUCAAGAUUUAAUCCCAUGGUUCGUAGAUUUUGCGAAUUAUCUGAGUAGUGUGGAUGGGAUGAUUCGUCGUUGUGUACCUGAGGCUGAGAUGUUGAGUGUUUUGGAGGCAUGUCACUCCUCUCCUGUUGGAGGGAACCAUAGUGGUAUCCGUACUGCGCAUAAGAUCUUGCAGUGUGGGUAUUAUUGGCAAACCAUUUACCAAGAUUCUAAAAAUAUUGCCAAAUCAUGUGAUCGGUACCAACGAGAUGGAGGAAUUUCGAAGAGGCGAGAACUCCCCCCGAAUCCUAUUCUGGCUUGUCACUUCCCGAUCAAGCUAGAGCAUAAGUCAAUGUGGGCAAUGAAGGAACAGAAGUUGGACUGGACUGAAGCGGCAGAACAAACACUAAAUGGAUUGAAUGAGCUAGAUAAGUUUCGCCUAAAAGCCUAUGAAAGUUCAGCCAUCUACAAAAAGAAGAUGAAGAAAUAUCAUUACCAAAGGAUUGAAAAGCGAGAAUUUGCAUUGGGUGAUUUGGUGCUCCUAUUCAAUUCUAGGCUACACUUGUUCCCGGGCAAACUCAAGUCCAAGUGGACAGGGCCAUUCCUCAUCUCUAAAGUGUUCCCACAUGGAGUGGUUGAGUUUUCAAAUAAGGAAGGCCCAAAGUUCACAGUCAACGGGCAAAGGAUAAAGAUCUAUCUAAGACAUACGAAGAGUAUGCGUGAAAUGGUAGAGGCCUACCUUCUUGAUGAAGUCUGA